AUGGCCUCGGCCGAGCUGGCCCAGAAGCUGCAGCGCCGAUUGCUGCGGGACGGGAGUUGCUCGGAGGGAAGCGAAGAGGGAGCCGCCCUGGGAGAUGCUGCUGCUGCUGCGGGCUCAGAGACCAGCGCUGGGGACGCGGACGAAGACCGGAGCGCGCUGAGCGCCGCGGCUGACCCGGAGCUGAGUGCAAAGCUGAACCGCCGGCAAGACAUCAACGCGGGCGCUGCUCGGCCCCGCUUCGCCCAGGUCUUCAACCCCUACACCGAGUUUAAGGAGUUCACCCGCCGGCAGAUCAAGGACAUGGAGCGCCUGUUCCGACUGUAUGACUCGGGGAAGGAUGGUUACAUUGACCUUAUGGAGUUGAAGCUGAUGAUGGAGAAGCUUGGUGCCCCUCAGACUCAUUUGGGCUUGAAGAACAUGAUCAAGGAAGUAGAUGAAGAUUUUGAUGGCAAACUCAGUUUCCGUGAGUUCCUGCUCAUUUUUCACAAAGCUGCAGCUGGAGAGCUUGAAGAAGACAGUGGGUUGAUGGCUUUGGCUAAACUCUCAGAGAUUGAUGUUGCUCUUGAGGGGGUAAAAGGAGCCAAAAACUUCUUUGAAGCCAAGGUUCAAGCAUUGUCUUCGGCCAGUAAGUUUGAAGCCGAGAUCAAAGCAGAACAAGAUGAACGGAAACGUGAGGAAGAGGAGAGGAAGCACCGUCGAGCAGCUUUCCGAGAGCUCAAGUCAGCAUUCAGUCAAUAACUGAGGCAACUUGUUUGCCACCUAAGACUGGUGUACAUCCUUACAAGCUGAGCUGUAGAUUGGACACCCACCUCAAGUGGAACCAUAACAGAUUUGAAACUCUUUUUAAAAAAUGAACAUACAGCUGAGCU
This is a messenger RNA of Euleptes europaea (tarantolino), 869 nucleotides long. RefSeq names its product EF-hand domain family member D1 (gene EFHD1). The transcript has 4 exons. Bases 1 to 738 code for a protein of 245 amino acids. Gene Ontology annotation, molecular function: calcium ion sensor activity. Gene Ontology annotation, cellular component: mitochondrial inner membrane. NCBI's taxonomy places the organism in Eukaryota, Metazoa, Chordata, Lepidosauria, Squamata, Sphaerodactylidae. The record is from RefSeq and is a predicted model, not a curated record.